AUGUCAAACGAGGGACAAGAAAACCAGGAAAAUAAUAAAGAAGUCAAAAAGGAAGAUGUUAGUUAUCAAAAUACUGAUGAAGUCAUAAAAGAUAAAGAUAAAGUUGAUUUUACAAAGGGUGGUGUUGAAAAUUUCAAAUUUUAUCCUGAUAACCCAGUUAACCAUCGUCACAAAUACAGAUGGAGUAUGAAGGAACCUUCUAAGUAUUACGAUCCAUGCGAAGAAAGUAGACAAGCUUCAAUUAAUUGUAUGUUAAGAAAUCAAGAAGACAAGACAGUAUGUCAAGACUUUUUUGACGCUUAUAAAGAAUGCAAGAAAGACUUUUUCAACAAAAAGAAGAAAGAUAGAAGAGAAGGUAAAGGAGGAUGGGGAUUUUGGUGA
Debaryomyces fabryi is the source of this 381-nucleotide messenger RNA. RefSeq lists its product as uncharacterized. The transcript has a single exon. Lineage: Eukaryota; Fungi; Ascomycota; Pichiomycetes; Serinales; Debaryomycetaceae. The record is from RefSeq and is a predicted model, not a curated record. Bases 1 to 381 code for a protein of 126 amino acids.